Messenger RNA from Arctia plantaginis, 375 nucleotides. Lineage: Eukaryota; Metazoa; Arthropoda; Insecta; Lepidoptera; Erebidae. The record is from the annotation of a GenBank genome assembly.
AUGACCGACAUAAUUGAUCUCGACCCGGUGGACGAUGAAGUCGGAUACGAAUACGACACGACAAAGAUCCCGGACAUUAUCGCACCCGACGAAAUGAUGGAAUCCGGGUACCAGGAGGGGUCGGAACAGAGUUAUGGAGAUCGUAGGGAUUCCAAAGAAGGAUUUGGCGGCGAAGGGGAUUCCGAUAGCGGGGUCGACGGGAUUAGCAGCGGGUGUAGUACUGCGGACGACUGCCCCGUGGUGUCGAUCAAUGAUGUCGUCGCGUAUUAUGAUGACAUUCGCCCGAGGAGACGGCACGUGCCGCAGCUCAGCUUCUACAAUGUGGACAUCGAGAGGCUAGCCAUGGAUACUCUAAAUCAGGUUAGUUAUUAUUAG